AUGCCACGACACAUCCUUAUCGGUUAUGAUCGUUCCGAAAUAUCCAACAAAGCCAUGGAAUGGAUCGUGAGCCAUGACAUAUUACUACCUACCGAUAAAAUCACAUUGGCAACGGUCGUCAACGACGAUAUGACCGCCGUGGAAGGCGCUUUCGGUUUAGAAGCAGCCGCGAUUGGGCCUGUCAACUGGAUUGCCGAUGACUACACACAACGCGUCACCCAAAUGGAAACCAACGCAGCAAGCGCAAUAGAAAAAGUAGCCGACUGGUACAACAGCAAAGUACGUCCAAGAAUUUUAAAUGGAGAUCCAGCAGAAUCAUUGACGGUGUUUGCUGAAGCCAACAACGUUGAUAUGGUUAUUGUUGGAUGCCGUGGGCUAGGGUUCUUGAAGAGACAAUUCUUGGGCUCUGUAUCGGACCAUCUUACACGUCAACUGAAAUGCUCGGUACUCAUUGUCAAACCCAACGCACCAGAUUCAGUAUGA
Radiomyces spectabilis is the source of this 483-nucleotide messenger RNA. RefSeq lists its product as uncharacterized. The coding region runs from base 1 to 483 and encodes 160 amino acids. The record is from RefSeq and is a predicted model, not a curated record. Lineage: Eukaryota; Fungi; Mucoromycota; Mucoromycetes; Mucorales; Radiomycetaceae. The transcript is spliced from 3 exons.